Molecule: messenger RNA, 1594 nt
Organism: Apus apus (common swift)
Lineage: Eukaryota; Metazoa; Chordata; Aves; Apodiformes; Apodidae
Gene: AK2
Product: adenylate kinase 2
Exons: 7
Coding region: 29-751 (240 amino acids)
Biological process (GO): ADP biosynthetic process
Cellular component (GO): cytoplasm; mitochondrion
Molecular function (GO): AMP kinase activity; ATP binding
Source: RefSeq, a predicted model, not a curated record
ACGAGGGGCGCGCGCAGUCGGCGGUGUCAUGGCUCCGAGCGCGCAGGCGGGGGGCGGCCGCGGGCAGGCCCCGGGCCCGGGGCUCCGGCAGGGCAUCCGCGCCGUGCUGCUGGGGCCGCCCGGGGCCGGCAAGGGCACGCAGGCUCCGAAGCUGGCCGAGACCUACUGUGUCUGCCACCUGGCAACCGGGGACAUGCUACGGGCCAUGGUGGCCUCGGGGUCCGAGCUGGGCAAGAGGCUGAAAGAGACGAUGGAUUCCGGGAAGCUGGUGAGCGACGAGAUGGUGGUGGAGCUGAUUGAGAACAACCUGGACUCCCCUCCCUGCAAGAACGGCUUCCUCCUGGACGGCUUCCCGCGCACGGUGAAACAGGCUGAAAUGCUGGAUGAGCUCCUGGAGAAGAGGAGAGAGAAGCUGGACUCAGUCAUUGAGUUCAGCAUCCCCGACUCCUUGCUCAUCCGGAGAAUCACUGGACGGCUGAUUCACCCGGCGAGCGGCCGCUCGUACCACGAGGAGUUCAGACCCCCAAAAGAGCACAUGAAGGACGAUGUGACUGGAGAGCCCCUGAUCCGCCGCUCGGAUGACAACGAGACGGCCCUGCAGACGCGCCUGAAGGCCUAUCACACCCAGACCAUCCCCCUGGUCUCCUACUACAGCAAGCGAGGGAUCCACACGGCGGUGGAUGCCUCCCAGUCUCCCGACGUGGUGUUUGCCAGCAUCCUGGCAGCCUUCUCCAGAGCCACAUCUGAGUGACUCCGUGAACCAGAUGAGAGACCAUCAAAUGCUGCACACUCUGCUCCAGCACCCAUUGCAGCCCUCCCCUGGGUGCAGGGGAGGCAGGGAGGGCAGCUGGGAGGGGGUUACCAUUGAUGGGAGGGGGAUAAGGAGGUGGUAGACAAGGGGCUUGGGGGGCUGAUUUGGGUGGUUUUUGUUUGGAUUUCUUAACUUAGCAGAAUCAUUGUGGAGAGGAGAUGGCAUUCUCCUUAGAAAUUUACAGGUUGGGGAGGCAGAACAAAGGUACAGAGUGAAACUUCCCUGCCAGUGAUCAAACGUGGGUCCUUGACCUGUUAAGAGGGCAGGGCUAGAUGACAUUCCAGGAUUUUCAGGGCUUGUCUCAGGGGCUCUUGGUACUCUGAGGCCACUUCAAGGUGUGCUGUGAUUUUAAUUAUAUUUCCCUAAAGCUGCUUCCUGUCAGUGAGGACCAAAAGCAAACAAAUGCCUCAUUUCUGAAAUUGAAAGAGAGGGGGGGAAAAAAAAGAUGCCCGUGGUCUUUUCCUGGAAGAUUUGCUUGUCUUGUUCUGCUGCAUUCCUAAACCCUGGCAUAGAGACUUCUCAAGGUUUCUCUGCUGCUGAACAGAGGGGCUGUGGCUCUAGUCCAAGCCUGCCUUACUUGGCCAUGGGGUGGCUUUCCUGGGAUCUUGACCAAGCUGGAAUUCUUGCAAUGCUGAAGAAAUGCAAAAGAGACUUCCUUAACUGACUGCAAAAAACAAAAAGUAACACUUAAUCGGGGGGUGUUUUUUUGCAUUUCUUUUUUUAGAUCAAAUGGUGCCUUGUCUAUCCUCUGAAUCAAUAAUAAAAUAACCCCUUUACAUUUUG